Pipistrellus kuhlii (Kuhl's pipistrelle) is the source of this 1350-nucleotide messenger RNA. RefSeq names its product centrin-4. The transcript has 5 exons. Bases 161 to 667 code for a protein of 168 amino acids. The record is from RefSeq and is a predicted model, not a curated record. Gene Ontology annotation, cellular component: centriole; centrosome. Gene Ontology annotation, biological process: nucleotide-excision repair; mitotic cell cycle; centriole replication. NCBI's taxonomy places the organism in Eukaryota, Metazoa, Chordata, Mammalia, Chiroptera, Vespertilionidae. Gene Ontology annotation, molecular function: calcium ion binding.
CACAUGGCUGUCAAUCAUUAGGGAAAGCCUGAGUGGGCGGGGCUGCCGGAGGUUAGCGACCGCGGCCUUAGCAACGGCUUGGGAGCAGAAGAGGCUACCGUUGGACAGCGGGCUGGACGGAGGCGGCCGGGGCUCCCGGCUGGGGGCGCCGGAAGGGGACAUGGCAUCCAACUGCAGCACAAGUUCAGACCAAUGGAAGCAAAAAGCAGCAAAAAUUGAACUAAAUGAAACUCAGAAACAAGAAAUAAAAGAGGCCUUUGAUUUAUUUGAUGUUGAUGGGUCUGGAACCAUAGGUGUAAAAGAAUUGAAGAUUGCUAUGCGGGCUUUGGGAUUUGAACCAAAGAAAGAAGAAGUUAAAAAACUGAUAGCUGAAAUUGACAAAGAACGAACCGGCACCAUUAGUUUUGAAGAUUUUUUUGCCAUGAUGAGUAUAAAAAUGAGUGAAAAAGAUGAAAAGGAAGAACUGCUGAAGGCUUUCAAAUUAUUUGAUGAUGAUGCUACUGGAACCAUAACAUUAAACAAUAUCAAGAGGGUUGCUGAGGAACUAGGGGAGACUUUAACAGAUGAUGAACUCCAGGAAAUGCUGGAUGAAGCUGAUCAUGAUAGGGAUGGAGGAAUAAAUGAGGACGAAUUUUUGAGAAUGAUGCAAAAGACCAGUAUUUAUUAAUACUGUUCUUGUUCCCUUUAAAAGUUAACUAAUUUGUAUUUGUUAUACAGCUCCAUAAUACAUAAAUAUUCACUUUCAAUUUGCAGUUUACAUGCACAAAUUGGUCUCUUGAUGUCUAAACCAUGUGAGAAGUUACAUGUUUCUCCAAAUAUGUUGUUAAAUCUACAGCAUCAAGAACAAAAUGUAAUGACUUCCUUGAACCAUGAAUCCAAGAACAGUAUCAAUUCCAACUGCUAUUUUUAGAACCUAGGGUCAAAAGACAUAAACUUUUUUAAGUUUAAUGAACUUGGCCACAUAUGCAAAGGCAUUUGUCAAUGAAGUCAUUACUUUCCCUAUUAUUUUGUGUGUGUGUCUGUAACCCUUCAAAAACUGUUAAAAAUUUUCUUUCUCGGCAGGAUAGUAUUAAAUAUAACUGUCUGGUAACCAUGUUAUUUGCUACUUUUCUUUCUAUAAAGAAAUUUAAAGUACUUGUAUCACUCAGACUUCCCUAUUGGUUUGACCCUAAAAGUUAGCAUUUAUUUAAUAUCUUAGGACAGGGAUUUUAGCUGUUAUCUAGUUAGUAUAUUACAACUUGUACGCUGAUAGCAUUAGCUCUGACUAUAUGAGAGACAAUGAAAGUUCAGAGAACUUAAAUUUAAAAAUUGCUCAGUUACCCACAGAUACUAAAUAAACACGGAUUCUAA